Lingula anatina is the source of this 1789-nucleotide messenger RNA. Its product is annotated as serine/threonine-protein phosphatase 4 catalytic subunit. Lineage: Eukaryota; Metazoa; Brachiopoda; Lingulata; Lingulida; Lingulidae. Gene Ontology annotation, molecular function: protein serine/threonine phosphatase activity. The record is from RefSeq and is a predicted model, not a curated record.
CUUAUGCGUCAUGAGCAUCUGCGACGAACAGACAGACAUCAAGCUCAGUGGUAACACCGGGGGUUAUUUAAAUGAAAAUUAGUUGUUAGUUUGCCUGGGAUAAUGUCUGACACAAGUGAUUUAGAUCGACAGAUAGAGCAGCUCCGCCGAUGUGAAAUUAUCAAAGAAAGUGAAGUGAAAGCAUUAUGUGCCAAAGCAAGAGAAAUUUUAGUGGAAGAAAGUAAUGUACAGAGAGUUGAUUCACCAGUCACAGUAUGUGGAGAUAUCCAUGGCCAAUUUUAUGACUUGAAGGAAUUAUUCAAAGUAGGAGGAGAUGUUCCAGAUACAAAUUAUCUGUUUCUAGGAGACUUUGUGGACCGAGGAUUCUACAGUGUUGAGACAUUUUUAUUACUAUUAGCAUUAAAAGUACGAUAUCCAGAUAGGAUAAUGCUUAUACGAGGCAAUCAUGAAAGUCGUCAGAUUACUCAAGUGUAUGGUUUUUAUGAUGAAUGUCUUAGGAAAUAUGGAUCCAUAACAGUGUGGAGAUAUUGUACAGAAAUUUUUGACUAUUUAAGUCUUUCAGCAAUCAUUGAUGGAAAGAUCUUCUGUGUCCAUGGGGGUCUGUCACCGUCCAUUCAGACAUUAGAUCAAAUCAGAGCAAUUGACAGAAAGCAAGAAGUUCCCCAUGAUGGACCUAUGUGUGACUUGCUAUGGUCAGACCCUGAAGAUACCCUGGGCUGGGGUGUUAGUCCCCGUGGUGCUGGUUAUUUAUUUGGAAGUGAUGUGGUGGCCCAGUUUAAUGCUGCCAACAAUGUAGAUCUCAUAUGUAGAGCACAUCAGCUGGUGAUGGAAGGCUACAAAUGGCAUUUCAAUGAGACUGUUCUUACUGUAUGGUCAGCACCUAACUAUUGUUACAGAUGUGGUAAUGUUGCCGCCAUAUUAGAAUUAGAUGAACACCUGCAGCGGGAUUAUACAAUAUUUGAGGCUGCACCACAGGACACUAGAGGAAUUCCAUCAAAGAAACCACAACCUGAUUACUUUUUGUGAUUAGUUCUUGAAAUGUGACUGAAAACUGCAAAAAAAUGAAACCACAUAUUUAUUCCAAUAUUGUACACAACAAAGGAACCCAUGCAGUGAAUUGGAGCAAUUAAAUAUGGCAGGGACGAGGGCAGUUCUUGGAGUCUUCUCUAAAUGUUUUAUGGAAGAACACUAAGUGACAGAAUUGGUUGUUGUUAAAUGUAAUUUAAAUCCAGUGCCAGUGAAUGACAGGAACCUGUUCAGUAGUGAUGAUAAAUGAUACCUCUAUAGAGCACCAAAAUACACAACAUACAUACAAUGAAUUAAUAUUAUGAUACUGCACUGUUAAAUAUUCCAGUGAGUGACCUAAUGAUAGACAUUUCCAGUGCUGUUUUAAAGACCACAGCAUUGAUUAUACAUGUUCAUUUCUUUGAAUUAUCUCAAGACAUUGUGAGAUGUGGGUAAAUAACACUACAGAUUACACCUUGAAUCUCGACAAUACAGUAUCUAUUGAAAUGUUGAUAUUUAAAGAAAUUAGAUUUAUAGUGACAAAAAUGUGCAGUAGAAUAUAAUUUUAUAGUUAUGGAUGUAUAGUGAUAAAAUAUAUGAAUGAGAUGAAUAUGUGCAUUGAUUUUGCCUCAGAAGGUCUUGCAAACUUUGUUAGAAAAGGUAGGUGUGAUAGUCAAUAGUGGAUCUAUGUAACAUUCGUAUUUUAAUACAAAGUUGAAUCUGUAAAUAACAUUGUUUUAAAGCCCUUUCUAUACCCAUUGUAAAUAAAUUCAAGAAGUUCAUA